Pristis pectinata (smalltooth sawfish) is the source of this 1905-nucleotide messenger RNA. Its product is annotated as tubby protein homolog. The transcript is spliced from 14 exons. The record is from RefSeq and is a predicted model, not a curated record. Gene Ontology annotation, cellular component: cilium. The coding region runs from base 1 to 1905 and encodes 634 amino acids. Gene Ontology annotation, biological process: protein localization to cilium. Lineage: Eukaryota; Metazoa; Chordata; Chondrichthyes; Rhinopristiformes; Pristidae.
AUGACGUCAACGCACGCACUUCUUUUUACGUCGUGCGUCAGCAAGCGGGGUGCCCUGGACUUGAGUGACAGCCGGUGCUGUGACAUCAUCACCGACAUGGAACACGCCCAGUCUGGUUGUAGGUUACCUGGACGACCCUUCUGCCACAUGGGAUGGAUGGAGAAUGGAUCCAGCAACUCACAACUGGAGAUCCAUUGGGUCUAUGUCUUGGAUGAGGAUGGCCAGAGACUGCGCCAGCAGAGGCUUGACAAUCAGUGGAAUCUCUUGAAACAGAAACAGAGACGGAAACGACAGGAUAUUCUAAUGGUUCAGGCUAACCCUGAUGCCAAGGUGAAGCCCAGGCAACUAAAAAAGGCUGAAGAGCAGUCAUCUUCAUUUGAAACACACAGUAUUAAUGUGCUUGCAGACUUUUCCAGUAAGAUCCCUGUGGAGGAGAUUUCCAGCACCCAGCUCCGUUUAGAGUCUCUUGAUAACGGGGACUGCUCACUUCUGGACCGAGAUAUUCACGACAUGGCUGUAACUAACAAGGAAGAGGCGUGGAAUCUAGAAGAAGAUGUGCUGGAGGUGUCCGUGGAGGAACUGCAGGCGAAUGUUGCGGAGGAUCCACAGAAUCUCUUCGAGCUGUGUGAACACCCAGCGGUAAAGGCCGAGAGAGGACUGAGAGUGAAGAAAGAAUCAUUAGACAAUGACUUGAAGGUGAUUGACACCGGGGCCAAACUCCAAACCCCUCUGAAGGUGAAAUCACGAACGGGAGCAAAAGGAGAGAAAAGGCAGCGGUGGAAAGAAGCCAGCAAUGAGAUCGUGGCCUUUCAGGAAGAGGUGGAGGAGAUUGACAAGAAGGUUGAAAUCUUCACGGUGGGAGACUCGAGCGAGGAUCAGGAGGAACCCGUCACUGUGCCAGCCUCGGCGAAGAGGAACAGGCGGAGGAAGAUGAGAGGCGCGAUGUCCACUGCGACACAGAAGAAGCUCGUUGAUAAGGAGCCUGAUGAUGAGAAGGAGAUAGAGGAGGAGGAGGAGACAGAAGAGGGGGAAAGCAUCUCUCCACAGAUCAGCAGCGAACAACCAGACUCUGUCCCUGCUAAAGUCUCCUGUGAUGAAGUCUCCAGAACUGAGAGUGUCCUGAUUAAAGUGGGAAAUCUGGAAGAAUUUGCAUUCAAACCUGCACCCCAAGGAACCGUUGUGAAAUGUCGGAUCACACGGGACAAAAAGGGAAUGGAUAAGGGAAUAUUCCCGACUUACUACCUGCACAUGGAGAGGGAUGAUGGGAAAAAGGUUUUCUUGAUGGCUGGUCGCAAACGCAAGAAGAGCAAAACGUCCAACUAUCUCAUCUCCACAGACCCAACGAACCUGUCCCGUGGCGGAGAGAGCUUCAUUGGCAAGUUGAGGUCCAAUGUGUUUGGGACCAAAUUCACGGUGUUUGAUAAUGGCGUGAAUCCAGAAAAGACCCCCAUGGUGUCGGAGUGCACAGCCAUCCGCGAGGAGAUAGUGGCCGUCUGCUAUGAAACCAACAUUCUCGGGUUUAAAGGGCCUCGGAAGAUGACUGUGAUUAUUCCAGGGAUGAACAUGGAGAACGAGAGAGUUUGCAUUCGACCGAAGAAUGAACACGAGACUCUGCUGACCCGCUGGCAGAAUAAGAACAUGGAGAACAUCAUUGAGCUCCACAACAAGGCCCCGGUCUGGAAUGAAGACACUCAGUCCUACGUCCUGAACUUCCACGGCCGAGUCACCCAGGCUUCCGUGAAGAACUUCCAGAUAAUCCAUGCCAAUGACCCUGAUUACAUCAUCAUGCAGUUUGGUCGUGUAGCUGACGACGUGUUCACAAUGGAUUAUAACUACCCUAUGUGCCCCCUUCAAGCCUUUGCAGUCUCUCUUUCUAGCUUUGACAGCAAGUUGGCUUGUGAGUAG